UAUAAGUGCACCCUGUACAGAUGUUUAUAGCACUUAAACAGUAAAAUUUAUAUCCUCACAAAUAAAAAAUAUAUUGUCAAAACGUUGAAAUGUCAAAGACUAUAUAAAAAAAUAAUGAUUUGUUUCCAACUCUUACCUUAACAAAUUCGUGUUGAUUUAUUGUUUCUUCACAUAAACUAUUUCCGUAUUUUUGUUUAAAUUACAUAAAUUGCGGAAAGUAAUAUUGAAGAAAAAUAACGAUACAUAUUUACGAUGCAGACGUUGAGACAUACAUCCAGGCAAUUUAAAAGUCAAUUGCUUUACCAAAGUCUUAGUCAAGGUCAUAAACAAAACAAUGGCGUAUGUUUUAAGAAUGGGAAUCGUUCGUUAAGUAGUAGCAACUAUAAUUUGAAGAAAAACAAUCCAACAACUAUAGAGGAUUUUGAAUUGCUGUAUGCUUUGACCAAAGAGAAGUUCCUAUCUAAAAAGCUGCCAAAGGAUGUGAAUGCGCGUGGAGUGUUCGCUUGCAAUGAAUUAGAUCUGAGCGAAGUAAAUGUGUAUGGUUUUGACUAUGACUACACAUUGGCCUGUUACAAGCCGUGUCUACAUGAUUUACUCUAUAACUUGGGACGUGAUAUGUUAAUAAAAAAAUUAAAGUAUCCUGAGCCAAUUUCAAAAUUAGAGUAUAUACCUGGCUUUGCCGUUCGUGGUCUUCAUUAUGACAUUGAAAAAGGUCUGCUCCUUAAAUUGGAUUCAUUUCUUCAAAUACAGUUGGGUUCGGUAUAUAGAGGAAGGACAAAGGUUCCCGAUCAAGAAGUACUGAAAUUGUACAAAAAUCGCAUUCUACCAAUUGCAUACGUCGAAGGAACUUCAAAAAAUUAUCAGCCAAAUGUUAAAUCGAAGAUGGUGCAGUUGGCAGAUUUGUUCUCGGUGCCUGAAAUGUGUCUUUUGUGCAAUGUUGCUGAAUAUUUUGAGAAAAAUCACAUUGAUUACCAUCCAGAAAUAUUAUUUCACGAUAUAAAGUCUGCCGUACAAGCUUGCCAUCCAAUAAUGCAUCAAAUUGUUAUGAAAAAUGCUGAGGAGUACAUUGAAAAAAACGAAAAUUUACCAAAAUAUUUUGAAAAGUUACAAAAGGCGGAUAAAAAGUUGUUUUUAGUAACCAAUAGUCCAUAUUCUUUUGUAAAUCGUGGCAUGACCUUAUUGGCUGGCAAAGACUGGCGUGAAUAUUUUGAUGUGAUAAUUGUACAAGCUCGGAAACCAAAAUUUUUCACCGAUGAAUCUCGUCCUAUUCGUUUGUAUGAAGAAAGCAAUGACAGCCAUGUAUGGGAUAGGGUAUCAAAGCUGGAAAAAGGACAAAUUUACUAUGAGGGCACUGUAAAACAAUUGCAAGAUUUAACGGGUUGGCACGGUCAUAGUGUCUUGUAUUUUGGUGAUCAUCCUUAUAGUGAUUUGGCUGAUGUUACGUUAGAACACGGCUGGCGAACGGGUGCAAUUAUAAGCGAAUUAUCGCAUGAAAUAAAAACACUGAAUACAGAAGAAUUUAAAUCAACAGCAAAUUGGUUGCAAAUGUUAACUCAAUUAAUUGAAGAGAAUCAGGAUAAUGAAUGUGAUUCCGCAAAGAUAUGCUUACAUAAAUGGAUGCAAGAAAGAGAUCAACUGAGAAACCUAACAAAAACUGUAUUUAACGAACAAUUUGGGAGUGUUUUUAGGACCUAUCACAAUCCAACAUAUUUUUCCCGGCGGCUUUUUCGAUUUGCUGAUAUUUACAUGAGUGAUAUAACGAAUUUAUUAAAUUAUUCAGUCUCUCAUACGUUUUAUCCUCGAAGGGGUGUAAUGCCACAUGAAUAUAUAUCAUAUUUCAUGUAAGGACACAAUCCUAUAAAAACAAUCAACGGCUAUUAAAAGAAAUGGAAAACAAGUGCAAAUAACUACAAAAUAAUUAAUUGAUGCCAUUUAUCGGAAUACAAAGAAAAUUAUAUCUCGAAUUUUUUAUUAGUAAUUGUUAAUUAUUGUUGUCAUUGUUUUAAUGUUUAUACAUAUAAUUAGCUAAAUUUGUAAAGCGUUUCGUAUUUAUAAAUUUAUUGGCUGUACUCAAUAAAUAAAGUUAUUGAAUUGGAAAGAAAACAAGAAAA
Molecule: messenger RNA, 2111 nt
Organism: Lucilia sericata (common green bottle fly)
Lineage: Eukaryota; Metazoa; Arthropoda; Insecta; Diptera; Calliphoridae
Gene: Nt5c
Product: 5'-nucleotidase domain-containing protein 3
Exons: 8
Coding region: 253-1845 (530 amino acids)
Molecular function (GO): 5'-nucleotidase activity
Source: RefSeq, a predicted model, not a curated record